This is a messenger RNA of Nakaseomyces glabratus, 3237 nucleotides long. It is a transcript of the gene ECM21, whose product is annotated as Ecm21p. Lineage: Eukaryota; Fungi; Ascomycota; Saccharomycetes; Saccharomycetales; Saccharomycetaceae. Gene Ontology annotation, molecular function: ubiquitin protein ligase binding; protein-macromolecule adaptor activity. Gene Ontology annotation, cellular component: cytoplasm; plasma membrane; cytosol. Gene Ontology annotation, biological process: ubiquitin-dependent endocytosis. The record is from RefSeq and is a predicted model, not a curated record.
AUGGUAAGUAGCAGUUCAUCGAGGAGACGAAGUUCCACUAUCAAGAGUGCUCUAUCGUCGCUGCUUCAUGGACACAGCAACGGGUCUGGUCACCAUGGCAAGGACAGUGCCUACGCGCGUAGACACAGUACAAACUCGAUAUCAGCAAACGGAAGUGAUACUAGUGUUAGAAGCAAACUAAGUAGUCAUGGUACUGGGUCGGCUGCUAAUGCGAGAGUUCCUUCAAGAACACCAAAUAAGAGUUCGACAAUGCCUGAUGUUCAGUCGAACUCCACAGGGCAUUUGAAUGAUACAAUGAGGAAUACAAGGUAUGAUUCUACCCGCUAUAGUCGGUCUUUUGCUACUGAUGAUGAAAAUGCCAUAGAAUUUGAUGACCAAAAUACUUCUCUUAACUCGGAUCCUUCUGGGCUCACCCCGUUGCCAGAAUCAUUCAAUAAAGAGUACCUGGCAGAAUAUCUACAUAACAGAGGGUUUCUGAAUCCAAAAUCAGUAGAAACAAGGGAAAACUUUAGCAUAGGAAUUGCCACUAGUGGGGAUGUUAUAUUUUUACCAACAGUUUCAUCCAAUGAUGAUGAAUACUUGGCAAGACUUAAUGGUGUGGGAUCGGGCGAAUCAAAUAUGGAGCUUGACCAAGGGGCCAUGGAUGACGAAUUAACUGGUGAUGAUUUUGUUAUCCAAGAUGGAGUUCUCCAGCGACAACAGCAAAACCAAGGUCACUCUGCAACAGACAAUUCAUCUUCAACUGCAGUAGCCUCUCCAUCUGGCACACAAUCUGAUGUACCGGAUUCUGGUGCCUAUCAAAACAGGUCAUUAGAAUUUGAUGCUUCAAUGGUGUCUUUUAGCGUUGCUGUUAUAUUAUCAGUUAAAUCACCCAUCAAGCUGACCGAUUUGAAAGUUGAAUUAUCUUCAAGGGUGAGGAUAUAUUGGCAUGCUGGUGUACCUCCAACCAAAACUUUCUUUGAGGAAUUCUAUCAAGCUGGUUAUGUAAACUGGAAUUUAAACGAUACGAAUUAUGACGUUUUUGUACCAACGACGGUAUCGUCAAAUACUCAAAUUGUAGAGAGACAUAACAAUACGCCCACCAAAAUAUUCAGAAAUAAACCAAUAAGUGAGAGAUAUUAUACUGAUAAGAGCAAACUAAAAAGGCAAUACCUGGACUCAUUGCUUGAUUGUGAGGGACACUUGCUUGAAGCUGGUGACUAUGUCUAUCUGUUACCCGUUAUCUUUUCCAAUCAUAUUCCAGAAUCCACAUAUUUGCCAUCUGCAAGAAUUAGUUAUAAGCUCAAAAUCGGUACAAGAGCAAUCGGUAGUUCAAUAAAAAGGGCUGGGUCAACUGGCAGUUCUUUAUCUAUUGGCCAACAAAAUCAACCAAUAAGUUCCCAUUCAUCAACUUCAUCUUUAUCAUCCCUUAGAGAUAUGGAUCAUGAAGGAAAGGCCAAUUCAAGUGCUUCACCUCAUAAAGGUUUGAGUGGAAACCUUUUGAAAAAGGUUAAAAAUCAUUUACAUUUACCGCAUAAUCAAGUAAAGCCCGGAGAAAUUGAAGAGUCAAGAGAGCUGUACACAGAAUACCCCAUAAAAGUCAUAAGAACACCACCCCCAAUUUCCAUAUCAACUGCGAACAAGCCAAUUUAUAUUAACAGAGUUUGGUCUGAUUCUCUUUCUUAUGAAAUUUCAUUUGCAUCAAAAUAUGUGUCCUUGAACAGUCGCGUACCUAUUAAAAUUAAACUAGCACCCAUUGCCAAGAAUAUUUGUGUGAAAAGAGUAAGAGUAAGUAUCACUGAAAAAAUAACUUUUGUUAGUAAGAAUCUGGAAUACGAAUAUGAUCAAGUAGAUCCUGUUGCAAAGGAUCCAUACAAUCCAUAUUAUUUAGACUUCACUUCAAAAAGACGUAAAGAACGGAACUUGGCUUUGCUUGAGGUUAGGACUAAACCAAAAGGUUCCAGAGCAUUAAGAGAAGAAAUUGUUGAAAACUGUGUUAAUGACAAUCUCUUAUCAUUUGGUGAAAUUAAGGAACCAGGUAAGGCUGACUCGAUACCUCUAGUUGAACCUGUAUCCAUAGAGACAAGAUUAGAUUUCCCUAGCUACAUGGACUUGGAUAAGAGACAUGCUAAGAAUAUCCCGCCUUAUGGUAUCGAUGUUUAUACAGCAAUUGCUAAUCCUGAAGAGCAACAAAGCACUUCUCAUCAUAAAUCUAGUGUUAUUGGAAUACUUACUGGAAUUAAGAACUCUACAGACUCAGGCUCAUCGCCAAGUAAGGCCAAUUCUGACAAAAAUACGAAUAAUUCAUCAUCUGCAGAAACUGAAAGUGCUGCCAGAAGGCAAACUGUUUCGAGAUUCCACCAAACUUCCAUUAAAGCAAACUCUCAUCCAAAUGUGAAAUUCCAUACAAGAUUAAACAAGUGUAAGCGUGGUUUAUACCUGGAUAGUUUACAUUAUACUAAUGUACAUGCCAGACAUAAACUUGAAGUGAUGCUAAGAAUCAGUAAACCUGAUCCUGAGAACCCCUCUAAAUUAAGACAUUACGAGGUUUUGAUUGAUACGCCAGUAUUUUUGGUCUCUGAUCAAUGUAACACAGGUAAUAUGGAACUUCCUACCUAUGACAUGGCUACGACUGUUACUUCGACAGAUUUAACACCAAUUCCAAAUGCAACAAAUUUAGCACCCCCACCAACUUUUGAAGAAGCGAUAUCGGUGCCAGCUUCUCCAUUCCAAUCACCAGCUGCGUCCCCAAUUGGAUCACCAGUUAUGUCACCUUCAUAUGAUCCCGAACUUUUAUCUAUACAGCAACUAAACUUAUCAAGAAGCACGUCAUUUAGUGGACCUUCUGUGCAUCUUGAGAACACAAACACGGGCACUGGUGGUUCGAGUGUGGGUGGUAUUUCUUUACUUCAACCAGGUUCGUCGCAUAGACCUUCUAUAUCUGCUGAGGCAAGUAGUGGAAGGUACAGCAAUUUAGAUAGACUAAUGUUUGCAAGCAGCCAAACAUCUCCACCCCCACCUUUGCCAAUGGAUAUUAUGCAAGGUAGAAGAGCCAGUGAUGCCGCUGCAGUGUCCUCGUCAUACACCAACCCAGAACAAAGUCCAAGGAUUCCUAUUAUAGUUGAAACGAACCCGUUCUUUAAAAAAGAUUACACAUUGACUCCACGGUCAAACGAACCAGAGGCUGAUGAUAAUAGCACCACACCUGGCCAAUUACCAAGCAAGGAUCCGCCGACUUACGAAGAAGCCGUUUCAUAG